Molecule: messenger RNA, 1438 nt
Organism: Lacerta agilis (Sand lizard)
Lineage: Eukaryota; Metazoa; Chordata; Lepidosauria; Squamata; Lacertidae
Gene: RSKR
Product: ribosomal protein S6 kinase related
Exons: 12
Coding region: 64-1242 (392 amino acids)
Biological process (GO): protein phosphorylation
Molecular function (GO): protein serine/threonine kinase activity; ATP binding
Source: RefSeq, a predicted model, not a curated record
GGGAGCAGCGGCAGCUCCAGCCCGGAGGAGGACCGGGAGCCGGAGCAGGCGCCUCCCUCCGGGAUGCUCAAGGGACGUGGUGCCAGCUUCCUGCCGGACGCCUCCUGGGCAAGAGGCUGGAAGAACCUCCUCUCCAGCUUUGGUGGGACGCUUCUGGGCCUCGAGCGAGCCUUCGCGGGCAGGAACCCCCUGAAGCGAGAGUCGGGGUCUGUGGUGGAGAAGCUGCCCCAGCUGGCGAAGGAGGGGGCUGAGAGGACCCUGCCCCAGUGCAUCUCCCUCUUCUUGCCUGAAUUCCCAGUCCAGCCUCCAAUGGGGCAGCGCCAGCUGAAGAUCCUGGGCUUUGUGGCCAAGGGGUCCUUUGGGACAGUGCUGAAGGUCUUAGACUGUGGGCAAGAGAAGGUCUUUGCCGUCAAGGUGCUUCCCAAAGUGGAGGUUCUCCGCCGAGACAGCCUCAGGCAGUGCAAGGAGGAGGUCAGCAUCCAGAAGCAGGUCAGGCACCCUUUUGUGCAUUGCCUGGGAGACAGCUGGCAAGGCCGCAGCCACCUCUUUAUUAUGUGCACAUAUUGCAGUACUGGGGAUCUGUACACCCUUUGGAAGUCGGUGGGGCGUUUUGCCGAAGCCGUCAUCCGCCUCUUUGCUACGGAGUUGGUGCUGGUGCUUGGCUACCUCCACAAUCUGGGCAUCGUCCACCGCGAUGUCAAGAUGGAAAAUAUCCUUCUGGAUGAACAAGGUCACCUGAAGCUGACUGACUUUGGCCUCUCUCGCCACCUGCCCUGGGGCGAGAGGGCCUACACCAUCUGUGGGACCCUCCAGUACAUGGCCCCGGAGGUCUUGAGUGGCGGGCCGUAUGCCCACGCGGCAGAUUGGUGGUCCAUGGGGGUGCUGCUCUAUGGCUUAGCCACUGGGAAGUUCCCGGUGGCCGCCGAGAAAGACCACGUCAGCAUGCUGGAGAGCGUCAGAUGCUGCGACUAUGCCAUCCCAGGCACCCUCAGCCUGGGCCUCCGCCUUCUCCUCAGCGAGCUCCUGUGCCAGGACCCCCAGCGGCGCCUGCGCUACCUCCACCACUUCCGCGGCCACCUCUUUUUCCGUGGGAUGACCUUCGACGCCGAGAUGCUUCGGAAGCGGCCGGUGGAUGUUGUGCUGGACCUGCGGAACCCCCGGGAAACCUCCCUGGACUCGGCCACCUUUUUGGAUUUCGACUGUGACCUCAUGGCGCCCUCGAGCCAGCCGUGGCCGGGCUGAGUGGCCCCCCCCAUCCUCCUGGGGGGCAGCAAUUCUUCUCAGGAGGCCCAAGGCCACCCUUGGGCGAGCCCCGAGAAUCACUGUGAGACCUUCUCAGGAAAUGCUUCUUCCAGGCAGCUCUUUGGGCGAAUGAAGCCGCCAGGGAUCUCAGGAAGCCCGGCCGAAAAAGCACCGGCCCCUCACUGGCAGGCAGGCU